Molecule: messenger RNA, 2916 nt
Organism: Vanderwaltozyma polyspora DSM 70294
Lineage: Eukaryota; Fungi; Ascomycota; Saccharomycetes; Saccharomycetales; Saccharomycetaceae
Exons: 1
Coding region: 1-2916 (971 amino acids)
Biological process (GO): mitotic DNA replication checkpoint signaling
Molecular function (GO): chromatin binding; DNA replication origin binding
Source: RefSeq, a predicted model, not a curated record
AUGGCUAGAAAGGCAAGUGAAUUAGAAGGUUGGCAAGUUAUAAUUACGGAUGAAAAUGGGAGCAUAGUCACAGAAAAGAGGAGAAGACCAAGAAGAGGUGGUAAUGUAGAAAGGGUAUUUCUUCAAAGGACAUCUGAUGCUAUAAGUUUUACUAGAGGUGAUAGUAUUAUUUUGAAAGAUGAAGUUACUCAGACAUAUUCUGUUUAUUUAGUUAAUGAAAUUCGACUGAAUACUUUGAAUCAUCCUGUUGAAAUCCUUGCAUUUUCUUAUUUAAGGUGGUUUGAACUUAAGCCGACUAUAUAUUACGAACAAUUAGAUUCAAAAAAUUAUGAUCCAGAAAAACCAAUGGAAUUUUAUAAGACAAAAUUCUUGGAGGAAGUUGAUCAAAAUGAAAUAUAUUUGACUGCUGAAGUAAAAGAAGUUUGGCUUCAAGAUUUUAUUGGUGUUGCAAAUGUAACUAGUGAUCUAAAUUGGAAAAAAAAUUCACGUAAGGAAGAAAAUGUGGAUUUCUAUGCUCGUUUUAUCUGUGAUCCUGCAGCAGAACAUUACUAUAGAAUCAAUUUCCAAGACGAGCGUAGGAAACUUGUCAAAUUCGAUCCAAAAACUUCUGAUGAUUAUUUGAAAAAGAUUUCAGUUUCUAAAACUUUAAGGUCAAAAAUUCCUUCUCAACACCAAAUUACAAGAGGUAAGAAUGAUGUUUCAUCUGAAAUUCUAAUGACAGACUUGAGCAAUGAACCAGUCAGCGAAGAUGAAGGAGAUUUAUCUCACGACAAUACUGAGAUAAAUACAAAAAAUAUCACAACAGGAAAUAAACCGAGGUCAGAAAUCAAUUCAAAAUCCGAAAACUAUUCUAAUGCAGAAGCAAAAAAUGAUAAGAAUGAUAGCCAUCCAAAUAAAACCGCCAAGACCAAGCCUACUCUUCCUUUAAUCUUUAAUACAUCAAAAAUUGGCAUUUCUCCAAGAUCCUCACCUAAAAGAAUCAAUGAAAAAAUUGAACAAGAAAUUGUUGAUCUAACUUUGUCAAGAAAUAAAAACGAAGCUCAAGAAGACACAGAAGGUAUUCCAACCUCGGUAAAGGAAAUUACUGCUAAAUUAGGUACGAAAACAAUUGAAGUUGACCGUUUACAAAGAGAUGAAGAUACAGCGCCAAUAUAUUCAACCAAAGAUCAUUUUGUUGACGCAAGUGAGAAGCAAAACAAAAAUAAUAUUGCGGAUGAGAAGAAGGAAAUAGAAGAGCUGUCCCCUACUUCUAGGAGAAAACGUAUAUCAGAUGAAUUAGAAGCUAGUAAACAUAAAAUUAUGAAACCUGAGCCCAAGACAACGAACCUAAAAAGUCAGAUUACAGGAGAUUUAGAGGAAGAAAGUAGUAGAAAAGAAUCUAAUCUAAACAAAUACCUACAUCUUUCAAAUAAAGUGAAUUUUUUUGAUGAGUCAAAUGGCAACAUUGAGAAAUUUUCUGAAGUUGCCGCCUCUGGGACAACAUCAAGUGACCUUGACGUAUCAGCAUUGGAAUUGGCUUUAAAAAAUACCAAAAAGGAAUCCAUUGAUCAAAAUACCGAAUCCGCGAUUAUCACCAAUGGACAAUUAAGUGAAGUGUACAUGCAAAAGCUACGAAAAUCAGAAAAUACAGUGGCAUGUAGAUUCAAAGAGUUUUCUAAAAUUUUUUCUACCUUAUUUAAUACGUUAAAGACACAAGGGAGUUCAGUAAUUAAAAUUCUAGGGAAAGCUAACACAGGAAAAUCUCAUACUGUUGCUUCAGUUCUAAAGGAAUUGAAAUCUCCUGCUAUAAGGCAAGAACUUCCAACAUUUAGAGUUUUAGAAGCUAGUUGUUCUCCAAAGACAGGUAAAGCAGAAUUUUAUUCAUAUCUUUGGGCUCAAUUAUCAGGAUACGAAGAACCUGACAAUGAUAUUGCAAAGUCAUCCUUAGAAAUAUUCUUCAGAGAAGUGCCUCAAGGGAGAAAACAAAACACUAUAAUAAUCGUUGAGGACAUAAAUUUUAGAAAUCACUCAGAUAUAUUAAUAUUUAAAGAAUUACUAAAAUGGUGCAUGUUUAAGUCAUCAAAGCUUAUUGUUAUUUUCCUCUCAAACGAAGAGAAUCCACAUAAAAUAAAUUGGAAUAAACCUCUGCCUAAUGAUGUAAGAAUCCAUGAAAUUGUAUUUGAUGAAUUUCUUAGAAGCGACCUAUUCAAAAUUGCGAAACUUCGACUUGAAGGUGUCAGAAAUUCAAAGUUCUAUUUUGACAAGGACAAAAAUGAAUUAAUUGAAGUAACCAAUAUGUCUUCAGAAGAAAAAUUAAAACAAUUAGGGAGUCCUACAUUUAUCGUAAAUUUUGAUUCUGAUGCAAUAGAAUUAGGUGCUACUUUAAUAUCCGAAGUUAGUAUCGAUAUAUGUAUGGCAUUAUUGAUAUGCAAAGAGUCGAUUUUGAUUGCCCAUAGAAAAAAAGCUUAUAGCAGGGAUAAUAUAAUCCAUGUAAAUUUCAAACAUAUUCAAGAUGCAGUUACAAAUUUCAAUUUAGGUGAAAAACUAUUACAGAUUGUGCAGUUACCAAGCAUAUAUAAGUUAGUUUUAUUGGCGAUACAAAAUUUAUCCAGAGAGGAAGAUUCCAAUGCCAAUGGUUUAGUAGAAUUUGAAAAAAUACAAGAAGAAAUGUGUGAUUUGUUGAACAAAAUGAGAAAUGAGAAAUAUAUUUUUAAUUUAUAUCAACCGUUAUUCAUGUAUUCGAAUUCGAAAAAUGAGCGCUUAACUGUGGACAGUUUAGCCAUUAUUUCAUGGCCAUACAUUUUCAGAAAAUUACAGGAUAUUGGGAUUAUUGAAACUAAAAACACUUUCUUAUUAAAUCAGUCAAUGUUCAGACUUCUAUGCCACGAUGCGGUAGAUCAAGGAAUCGAACUAUGGAAAAAGGGCAAUGAACAUUAA